AUGCUCGCCAAACUCAUCUUCGCUAUGGCCAUUGAGGCUGCAGGCUCAACGUAUACUGAGUACCCGACACUAAGGUUCGACGAUAACAGCCCCUGGAUUUACAGUGAGUGGUGGUAUGGUCCUCGCUUUUGAUGCGCCGAGGUAGCAUGCUCAAAGCGCUAUUCAAUCUGGGCACAUUGACGUCUCAGAGAUGACUUCUGGACUCUGAGACUAUUCUGUGCUAAACGCUGCGGGUCUGUUUCUCAACACUUGUCGUGUCAAUUACGCGCAGACAAGUGGCUCGAAUGGCAGCUUCGGUCCUUAUUAUGGAAAGAUAGCUCUGUUCUGUCGUACGCCGACGUGAGUGCCGCGGAUGACUGAGAAUGAGUUCAGCUUUCGCUCAUUGCGAACAGUAGCUGAAUCUUGCUGAGAACAAAUUGCUUCGUACGAUGCAGGUCGGGUAGUGAUGAGACGCACAACCUCACGGGCGAAGUCAUUGAUUACAUCAAUAAGCAUGUGCGCGAGCCCGGCACGGAGGAGUGGAAGAUUGAGAGCAUCCCGAAGGAGAGCGGCUGA
Ceraceosorus bombacis is the source of this 555-nucleotide messenger RNA. NCBI's taxonomy places the organism in Eukaryota, Fungi, Basidiomycota, Exobasidiomycetes, Ceraceosorales, Ceraceosoraceae. The record is from the annotation of a GenBank genome assembly.